CUUCCUACUCUUAUUUCAGCUCUUGAUUCUUCAAUCUAGGCAUCAAUUUGUGUAAAGGCUGCGAAAAUUAGCUCAACUUUCUUCUCUUCAGAUUCGUAGUUGCAAUGGAGGAGAAAAAUGAUGGAGCUAUGGAUUGUACCCCAAAGGAAGCAUCACGUACGUGGAGCCAAUGGCAAUUGCUAGAUUCCAUUCUUCCCACAGGAGGAUUUGCUCAUUCCUUUGGCCUUGAGGCAGCAAUUCAAGCUCGAAUCGUCUCGGGGCCUGAAGAUCUUCGAACAUUCCUGAUCCAUGUACUGGAGAACACCGGAAGUCUACUUCUCCCUUUUGUUUACACUGCAGCCACAUCUCCCGACAUGGAGACAUGGCACAAGCUCGACAGGACGCUGGAUGCAACACUGACAAACGAAGUGAGCCGCAAGGCGUCGAUCUCGCAAGGAUCAGCGCUCAUGAGAGUUGCGGCCGCUGUUUUCCUGGAAAUUCCGAUCCUCAAAACAAUGAGAGAUGCGUCUCUGAGUACAGGCGGCGUGAAUUUCCACCACGCCCCCAUUUUCGGAAUGGUUUGCGGGCUUCUCGGAUUGGAUCCGGAAGCUUCUCAGAAGGGUUACAUGUUCAUAACAAUGAGAGAUGUGAUCUCCGCCGCAACUAGGUUGAAUUUGGUAGGACCUCUCGGUGCAGCUGUUCUGCAACAUCAGAUCGCCGUGAUCUGCGAUGAUUUGUCCAGAAAAUGGAUGGACCGUCCGGUGGAAGACGCAUGCCAGACUUGUCCCUUGAUCGACACUGUUCAGGGCUGCCAUGGUUACCUGUUUUCAAGGCUCUUUUGCUCCUGAAACACUACUGGAAAUUAAACCUGCUGCCAUUGCCAAUGGAAUUUAAUCAGUACAGAAAAUUUUCAAGUUCAACAAUGCUGAAUUGUUCAUCAAUCACUGCCACAAACACACAUAAUCAAGCUGGAAAUAUGUACACUGCUAAUAUUUUUGCUACAUUUUCUUCCUUAUCCACCAGCACCAUACAUGAAAAGUGUGUUAUAAUGUUAAUGUGGUACGAUUUCACAUCAAUUCUAGUAUGAACUCAUGA
This is a messenger RNA of Ipomoea nil (Japanese morning glory), 1074 nucleotides long. Its product is annotated as urease accessory protein F. Gene Ontology annotation, molecular function: nickel cation binding. The transcript has 2 exons. The coding region runs from base 105 to 827 and encodes 240 amino acids. NCBI's taxonomy places the organism in Eukaryota, Viridiplantae, Streptophyta, Magnoliopsida, Solanales, Convolvulaceae. The record is from RefSeq and is a predicted model, not a curated record.